CUCAUGCUUGGCACACAGGUGUCUUGUUACUAGGGACGGGAGGGGGAGUGGCUGGUCACCACUGCUUAAAUACUGAAGGAAUCCUACUCUAGUCAGUCAGUCUUCUACAGAAACCGGUUCAGAAGUCUAACUUUCAGAGAUACAUCUUCAUCAUGAGCAAGUGGGCGCCAGUUGCUUCCCUCGUCCUGUUCCUUGUCGUCCUGUGGACCCAAGAUGUGAUGCCAGCCCAGACUGGGAAUCGGCUUGAUGGAGAUCAAACAGAUGAGGACGCGAUCAUGGGAUUCAGGUUAGCCAUGAUGGAAGAAGAAAGGUCGGGAGUGAACAAGAGUGGGUACACGGUCUACUGUAUGGACAAUGGAUGCCUCGACAAGAAAGGAAGAUGUGGAAUCUAUUGGUGGUCUUCCUGCAAGUCAAGGAUCUCUUCACUUUGCUCUGGGAUCUGCACUUGCUGCAUCAAAUAACAGACCACCAGAAGACGACUUUCAGUGGAGUGACACCGAGGAUGUGGCCUUACAUUUCGGGAGGGAAAUAACUGUCUUUGUUCACAACCUCGUCAUUUUUAUUCUUAAGACAGGGGUUUUCAUGAAACGGUCACACGACAGCAUAACCAUUAACAAGACAGUAAAGAAUUGUAAAAUCA
Messenger RNA from Macrobrachium nipponense, 640 nucleotides. RefSeq lists its product as uncharacterized. Lineage: Eukaryota; Metazoa; Arthropoda; Malacostraca; Decapoda; Palaemonidae. The transcript has 4 exons. The record is from RefSeq and is a predicted model, not a curated record. Bases 153 to 461 code for a protein of 102 amino acids.